Portunus trituberculatus (swimming crab) is the source of this 1858-nucleotide messenger RNA. Its product is annotated as glutamate receptor ionotropic, delta-2-like. Bases 121 to 1479 code for a protein of 452 amino acids. The transcript has 11 exons. Gene Ontology annotation, molecular function: glutamate-gated receptor activity. NCBI's taxonomy places the organism in Eukaryota, Metazoa, Arthropoda, Malacostraca, Decapoda, Portunidae. Gene Ontology annotation, cellular component: membrane. The record is from RefSeq and is a predicted model, not a curated record.
GCCAACAUUCAACAUACGCACACACAUCCACACAGUGUCAGCCUCGCCCUGCUUCAUUCGCCCCGCCGCCACCACGACCAGAAGCAGCAGCAACAGUGAGCCUAGCGCGAAGUACGGAGGAUGGAGGGUGCUAUGAGUGACUUGGACGUGGAGGGCGCUUUACACAUGCGGGUGGCGGCCGAGCAGUGGGUCCCUUGGCUGAGGAUCACGAAGAACCAGGACACCGGCAUCCUCACCUACUCAGGCAUCAUGCACAACAUCCUACUCGCUCUCUCCAGCACCAUGAAUUUCACGUACGAGCUGAGGCGACCCCCGGAUGGCCUGUGGGGCGUGGGCUACCCGAACGGCACGUGGGUCGGUCAGCUGGGCAUGGUGAAGCGUGGAGAGGUGGAUUUCGCGCUGGGUCCCUUCGCCUUCAACUGGGAGCGUUACCACUACGCAUGUGAGUUCACGCAGCCCAUCUUCAUCGACUACGAGAGCGUCUUCAUGCGCCGCCCGAGGAUUGAGACUGACCUGUUUGCCUUCGUGCGACCCUUCACGUGGGAGGUGUGGCUGUGUCUGCUGGGUGCGCUUGUCCUCAUUUGGUUGGCACUGGUCCUGCUCCUCCAGCUGGCCCCCAGUGCGCAAGGGGAACAACCGGAGAAAAGGAACACCCAGAGAUCGCAUUUGGUCUGGGUAGUGAGGACGCUCGCCAGCCAGAGCAACCCGUGGAUGCCGCUGAGUGGAAGUCGGCGCGUGGUGACGGCAGCCUGGCUGCUUGCCUGCCUCAUCUUCCUCUCCUCUUUCUCCAGCACCCUCACCGCUAUGCUCACCGUGCCCCUGGUGCGGUUGCCCAUUGACAGCAUGAAGGACCUCGUGGGCCAGACUACCAUCCCUUGGGCCAUAGAAUCUGGCGGAUUCCUCUACCAGAUUCUUUAUACGGCCACUGACGGUCUGUACAAGAUGAUCUGGGACGGACACUCGGCCAGGAUCACAGACUGCUAUACCUUCAGGCGUGACAUUGGCGACGGCAAGUACGCGGCAAUCUGCGACAAGAUGACCAUGAAGAAGGUGAUGUCCGAAGACUACAGCGUCAGAGGGGAAUGUAAUUACUACAUGGCGCGUGAGGACUUCAAGGCCAUGCCUCUGGCCCUCGCCUUUCAGCACCACCACCCGCUCUACUCUCAGGUCAAUCAGCGUAUCUUGGAGCUGGUCAACAAGGGUCUGGUGGAUCGCUGGAUAGAGGAGCAGCUGCCCAACGGCACGGCCUGCCUCAGUCCCCCGGGGUCUGAUCUGGUGGGAGCCAAGAGAUCUCUCUCCCUCAAAGACUAUUACGGCCUCUUCUCCAUGUUUGGCAUCUGUGUAUUGGCGUGGUCUCUGGUGCUGUGUGUGGAGGUGGUGCUAGCUGCCAUCUCCCCAAGGUGCAACAAGGACAGCCACUCCCAUUUCCCUGCAAGGAUCACGAAGAAAAACAGCUCUAGCGGUUCUGUCUCUAAGUAACUCUUCAUCUAUUGCCUCCUGAUGUCCCUGGGCGCCUGAAAGACAAUGCUGUUUACUCCUCGCCUCCACUAUAGCUAUCCCUUCUAAUUUUAGCACCUACACGUCACCACUUCCCCAAUAUUCAUCACUAGGAGAGGGAAGGGGAAUUCAUAAUCGUUUUCAUGCAAUAACAGGCACGAGAGAGAGAGAGAGAGAGAGAGAGAGAGAGAGAGAGAGAGAGAGAGAGAGAGAGAGAGAGAGAGAGAGAGAUAAUAUGAUUAAUAAUUUAGUCUCGACGACUGCACGUUCUCCUUCUACUGCUGAGCAUGACAAAAAGAAUAAAAGAAUGAGCAUUAUCAGGCUGUUUAUCAUGAAAAACACCGCCAGCGUUGAUCACACA